GUGUUUGUGGGGCAGCUGGAGGAGGCGGGAGGCGGCAGUAGCCUCCGCUCUCCGGGCCCCUCUGGCCUUAAAGGGACAGGCGCCCACCGCGGGCGCCCUUUUGCGACAUGGCGGUGGCGGGGGACCUGGAGAACACGGGUGCUGCUUUCCGUACAAGUCACAGGACCUCAUCCUUCACAGAUGGGCUUUCAGCAGCAUCGUUUACGGAGUACCCUAGGCACAAACCUUUCAUUAAUGCUGACUUGCGACGACCUCCUGCCAAGCCAGUCAUUGCAUAUCCAGAGAGUAACAGCAGAGCAAUAUUCUCAGCUCUGAAGAACCUGCAAGAGAAAAUACGGCGGCUGGAGCUGGAACGGAUUCAAGCAGAGGAGAGUGUGAAAUCUCUGGCCAAGGAAACCUCAGACUAUAAGAAAGUGCUGGGCGAACAGCUGAUGGAAAAAGAGCAGACAAAGUUUGAGGUGUCCAGGAAAAACGAAGAGUUGGCAGCUCAGCUAGCAGGUGCCGAGACUCGCUGCAGCCUUCUGGAAAAGCAGCUGGAUUACAUGAAACAAAUGAUUGCACAGGCGGAACUCGAAAAGACCACCGUCUUGCAGAAGCAGGCCACAUUAGAAAGAGAGAGAAUUCUUGAUCAAUCACAUGUGACAUCUAAAUUGGAAAGGUUGGAUCUGCUCGAGAAAGAAUAUGCAAGGCUUACGUCGAUGCAGUCUCAUGCAGAGAAAAAAAUGAAAGAGCUGGAAGAGAAGCUCCUGGAGGAAGAACAAGCGCGGAAACUGGUGCAGGAAAAAGCGGCAGAGCUUCAGACUGGUUUGGAGAAGAACAGACAGUUGCUGGAAGCACAAACGCAGCCUGUGGUGUUGGUGGAACCGUUGAAACCAAAGAAGAUCAAGAAGAAAGCAAAGCAGCUGGAAAAGAAUGACCCUGGAAUGGUUCACUGCCACGCACAGCCUCACUAUAGGCUGCGGCUGGGGGAUGUGCCUUUUGUUGCAGGAAAGUCCACAAGCCCCAGUCACUCCGUGGGAGCCAACGUUCAGCAUGUGCUGCACCUGAUGAAGCAUCAUUCAAAAGCCCUUUGCAAUGAGCGCGUGGUCAGCAAUGUCCCCUUGAGCAAGCCAAUGGGCAGAGGAAGGAGGAACUCGGGCUCUUCCAUUUCUUCCACGUCCCAGGGAGACCUUUCCGAGGUGCUGUUGACAUUGCAAGACGAACUCGGGCAGAUGAGCUUCGAUCACCAGCAGCUGGUAAAACUCAUCCAUGAGGCUCCAACGAUUGCCGUAAGAGAAGACCUGGAGAGGGAGCUGGAAGUGCUGGUGAAGAAGAUGGAAGCCAAGGCAGAACAGAUCUGUAAAAUCCAGAGGCAUCGGGCACGGCUGGCGAAGCAGAAGAGGGAAGGCAGGCUCUCUUGUCCUCAGCAGCCAAGCAGAGGCUGUGAAGCGAAAAUGAAGGUCAACCGGGUGAAAGAUGCCGGCCUGAAGAGGAGACCCGGAGAGCAGGGCAAGAAGAGUCUGCAGUUGCUGAGGGAGAUGCAAAGCAUACAGACCUCCCUUCAGAAAGAUGACAACAGUUGGGACUACUGAGGCGUCUUGCGUGUGUGUGAUUGUUUUUUUGCACCUUUCCCGGCUUGCUGGCUCCAAUCUCAGCUGCCUUCCUUGCCGGGCUGCACUUUCUAAACAAAAGCCCCUCAUUCCCCACCUGUGGGCCUGAUCAGAUUACAGCCCCUAAUCCUGAUGCAGGAGGUGGGGAGGGAAGAAAUAAGAUAACCCUUAUUAUUCUUUUAGCACGUUAACAAUCCCUUUGCUGUGAACCACUGUAUUCUCCUUAUCCUACAACUCAGGCAAUUAAUCUAAUUGCUCACCAGGGGCGACUCUUUCCUAAGCCUAGAGGCAGACAAUAGUGAUUUUCUUCCCCACUCCCCUCCACAGAAGAGGGUAUGAUGGAGGCAUAGUUGUCUCCGGCAUGCAGGUUUUGCAGGCCUUUGCCCUGCUUCAAAAAUGCCCACUGCCGUCUUGACCAGUGGGGUGAAAGACACAAAAAGGUGUUAUUACAUUACCUUUCAACUCUCCUAAAAUGCAUUGUUUUGUCUUCAGCCUUAAACUGUUCCCUCCCCUGCAUUUCCCCCCAAAAUUGCUUUAUGUGUGGUGUUGCGUAUUUUCCACCUCAGAUGUUCAAACAUUCUUAGUAAGAUGUUCUCAUUUCGAAAUAUGGAAGUUUUGUAAAGAGUGACCUCUUCAAUAUUCAGUUGACUACCUAAAGGCUUUUACCUCAGCUUAUAAUUAAGGAUGCGUCCUUCAGUGUUUUUCCAUCCUUGGAAUCUUAAUAAUGUGGUUUCAAAGAGGAACUGAACAGCUGUCUGUAUCUUCUCUCUUGGUUUUUUCCUCCUUGCAGAAGAGUGAAGUCAAUGUGUUUCUUUAGACAAAAACACACACAACAGCACCUCUGAUCAUGGCUGUUCUGGUAUUGGCAGCUGGUUUUUAACUUGGCUUUUAAUAAUUUUAUCCUUAACUGGACUAGGAGAUCUGGUGGCUGUUGUGGUACUAUGGAUUUUUAUAGUCACACACAUGCACAGAGAUAUAUUAUUUAUUACAUUAAUAAUGUAAAGUCUUUCCGAUGAUUGGAAUGGAAUGAUGACUCAAAAAUGGUGCUUUUUGAGGUUUGAUUGGGAUCCAAUAAAGGCAACUUGCCAAUUGAAUAAA
Molecule: messenger RNA, 2687 nt
Organism: Podarcis raffonei (Aeolian wall lizard)
Lineage: Eukaryota; Metazoa; Chordata; Lepidosauria; Squamata; Lacertidae
Gene: CEP57
Product: centrosomal protein 57
Exons: 11
Coding region: 108-1571 (487 amino acids)
Cellular component (GO): centrosome
Molecular function (GO): identical protein binding; gamma-tubulin binding; microtubule binding
Source: RefSeq, a predicted model, not a curated record